This is a messenger RNA of Psylliodes chrysocephalus, 1077 nucleotides long. NCBI's taxonomy places the organism in Eukaryota, Metazoa, Arthropoda, Insecta, Coleoptera, Chrysomelidae. The record is from the annotation of a GenBank genome assembly.
UUGCAUGAUUCUAUUAUUUAUUUAUUUAUCUGAGGUAAAAACGCCUUUCCAUGUCCUGUGGGUUUAUGCCAAAAUUGACAGCCAUCAUUUACACAAAAUUCAAUCCGAUCUCGAUCGCAUGUGAAAUGUCCAAAAGAUCGAGUACCAAAAGAUGGGACCGCUAUUCACCGAAGGUUUCUAAAAUGUCUGGAUAUCACAUGGGCAAAGUAAUCGGGAAAGGCACCUACAGCAAAGUUUGUCUCGCCAUCAACCCAGUCACACAAAAGAAAGUUGCUUGCAAGAUAAUCAACAAGAAGUCAUCCGGAGAUGAGUAUAUCCAGAAGUUUCUGCCCAGAGAGUUGAAGAUUAUAUCGUUUAUUGAUCAUCCGAAUAUUGUUAGUUUUUACAAAGUCGUACAGUCGCCGCAUAAUGUUUACGUGUUUAUGGAUUAUUGCAAAUAUGGCGAUUUACUUGAGUACAUCAGAGAACACGGUGCUUUUACAGAAGAAAAAACUAGAAUAUUAUUCAAGCAAGUUUUAGAAGCCGUCCAUUAUCUUCACUGCUUGGACGUGGCACAUAGAGACAUCAAAUGUGAAAACAUCUUUCUAGUAUCCACCAAUAGAGUAAAACUAGGCGAUUUUGGUUUCGCUAGGUACUGCAUCAACGAAUUCGGUAAAAAAAUCCUUUCCAAUACAUUUUGCGGAUCAGCUGCGUACGCGGCUCCGGAAAUCCUUCAAGGAAAGUACUAUGAUCCCAAGAAGUACGAUAUAUGGGCUUUGGGUUGCAUAUUGUAUGUUAUGGUAACGGCGUCCAUGCCUUUCGACGAUACCGAUAUCAGACAGAUGGUUAAAGAUCAGAUGAAUAGGAACAUUAAGAAUUUCGAUUACUUUUGGGAAUGGUGCUCUGCUAAUAUGAAGCGGUUGAUAAUUUUGCUUUUAGAACCAAAUAUGAGUUUGAGGAUUAAUACGUUGCAAAUUAGUAAUCAUCCUUGGAUUAAAUCAAAUGAGUAUAGACGGUCAAGAAGAUCGCUCUUGUCCGUGUCUGAUAGUAAAUUAGUUUAAAUUGUAUAUAAAUAUAAAUAAAUAAAAAAAAAUUGAC